GAUAUUAGUAAGUAUUUUCCUACUCCCGAAGUGGGUGUGGUUACUGAGACUAUUAAAGAUCAUGGUGUAGUUCCACAAGCUACUACAAGUACUGCUGAUGAACCCAAUACAACACAAUCUGUCACAUCUAGUCCUUCUGAUGGAGCAGUUGCUAGUAAUUCAUCUUCACAACCUUUAUCACCUAAAGUUGAAGUACAAGUUCCUGUAUCGGAAGGAUUAAUGGGAGAUUUUACGUCAAUGAGAAUGUCUUAUGGAAGCAUGUUUUACCAUGCUGGGAAGAUUAUUAAGCGAAAAUCUCCUCCUUUAGAAGAAAUAAAAGAAUUUCUUUCUUGCUGUAGCACUUUUCUUGGACGAAAAGCAGAACAAUGUAGCAAUCUUUCUAGUGUCUUGCAUCUUAUUCAAAAUGAGUGUUCACUGACUAAUAUUGCACCUCUUUGUAGUGUAGUGGAGGAAAUGGAGAUCACUGAGGCAGAGGAACACAUUGAGAAAUAUAGAACUGAGUUAAAGGAAUUCUGCAAGUCACUCUCCAUUAGUCUUUGUUUGGAGGAAAGGGUUUUCUUCAAUUCCUCAUCUUCAAUGUCAGACAGUUACUCUUUUAUUUGA
This is a messenger RNA of Amphimedon queenslandica, 603 nucleotides long. RefSeq lists its product as uncharacterized. Bases 220 to 603 code for a protein of 127 amino acids. The record is from RefSeq and is a predicted model, not a curated record. The transcript has 5 exons. Lineage: Eukaryota; Metazoa; Porifera; Demospongiae; Haplosclerida; Niphatidae.